Messenger RNA from Penicilliopsis zonata CBS 506.65, 2215 nucleotides. RefSeq lists its product as hypothetical. Gene Ontology annotation, biological process: DNA repair; regulation of DNA repair; DNA-templated DNA replication. Gene Ontology annotation, molecular function: ATP binding; single-stranded DNA helicase activity; enzyme activator activity. The coding region runs from base 233 to 2065 and encodes 610 amino acids. NCBI's taxonomy places the organism in Eukaryota, Fungi, Ascomycota, Eurotiomycetes, Eurotiales, Aspergillaceae. The transcript has 2 exons. The record is from RefSeq and is a predicted model, not a curated record. Gene Ontology annotation, cellular component: nucleus.
UGGAUUGAUACGGUCGACACGCCUCUUUGCGUUAAUUCCUCUGCUUCUGACGCGGUGGAAGGUCCUGGUGUUGCGGUCGCCCAAGCUCAGUUUCGGUCGAAAUCGUGGAACCAUUGAAGGGAUAUCGAGGAUCUAUCAAAACAGAUGAAACCGCUGGUUGAGCCGGACAGAGCCUGUUAAAGGCCAACAACCCUUCUGUCGAGUAUCUGGAGACAUAAUUCUGGCAGAGGAUAUGAUAUGUGAAAUCCAGAAGAAACAACAUCUCUACUUACCAGCUGGUUUGGUGUCUUGCACUGAAGUCGCUGUUCGCCCCCGUAAGAGGACUCAGCUUCUCCCCUCCACGCGUCGAAACGCGUCUCACUCGAACCAUCCACCACAAAACCAUCACGCAGCACGCCAACAGGGCUCUUUUGAUCAACGCAGACAUCUGUGGCAGUCAGAAGAUAUGGUCUCGUGUCCUAUCUGCGGGAAGUCUGUCCCGUCCGUGAAGAUCAACGACCACAUCGACUCCGACUGCCAGGCCUUCGUCGAAGAACCCGCCCCGACGUCUACAGACGGAUCGGGGUCGUCGUCAUCGCAAAAGUCUGCUGUUCCCAGUUUCUUUCAGCCAUCGUCUGCUCGCAAGAGUCAACAGGCUGGCCUGUUGCGAGACCCGCCGUCAGCCCACCCUCCGAGCCAAUCCCCGCGAAACCUGAACGGAAAGAGGUCGUUUACGCAGGAAACACAGUCGACGUUCGAUCAGAAUGGAGCACGAGCUGAAAGGCCGUCGUUGGCAACACUGGCGGCAGACUCUCCGGCCAAACGGCCAAAGGUCAACGCGUUUCACAAGGCUGCCCCUCUGGCGGAACGCAUACGGCCCCGGAGUCUGGAUGAUGUCUGUGGCCAGGAGCUAGUCGGCCCCAACGGGGUGCUGCGAGGACUUAUUGAGGAGGACCGGGUGCCCAGCAUGAUUCUCUGGGGCAGCGCAGGGACCGGGAAAACGACGAUUGCCCGAGUGAUUGCCUCGAUGGUGGGCAGCCGGUUUGUCGAAAUCAACAGCACAAGCUCCGGGGUGGCGGAGUGCAAGAAACUGUUUAGCGAGGCGAAGAGCGAGCUUGGGCUGACAGGACGGAAGACAAUCAUCUUCUGUGACGAGAUACAUCGCUUUUCCAAGUCGCAACAAGAUGUCUUCUUAGGCCCCGUGGAGAGCGGGCAGGUGACGCUCAUCGGAGCCACCACCGAGAACCCAUCUUUCAAGGUCCAAAACGCCCUGCUCUCUCGCUGCAGGACGUUUACCCUGUCGAAAUUGACCGAUAAGGAUAUCCGGGAUAUCCUCCAACGCGCUCUGCGGGUCGAAGGGCCCACCUAUUCGCCAUCGGCCCUCGUGGACGACGAGCUGAUACAAUACCUGGCCACCUUUGCAGAUGGAGACGCGAGAACCUCGCUCAACCUACUCGAGCUGGCUAUGGACCUCUCCAAGCGGGCGGGAAUGACCAAGGAAGAGCUGAAGAAGUCAUUGACACGCACCCUCGUCUACGACCGCGCCGGCGACCAACACUACGACACCAUCUCCGCCUUCCACAAGUCCAUCCGAGGCGGCGACGCCGACGCCGCGCUGUAUUACCUUGCCCGCAUGAUCCAGUCGGGCGAGGACCCGCUCUAUAUUGCCCGGCGCCUGAUCGUCGUUGCCUCCGAGGAUAUCGGUCUGGCGGACAACAGCAUGUUGACCUUGGCCAUCUCCACGCAUUCCGCCGUUGAGAAGGUCGGGCUGCCCGAAGCUCGCAUCAACCUCGCGCACGCCACCGUCGCCAUGGCUCUGUCCAAAAAGAGCACCCGCGCCUACCGCGGUCUUAAUAACGCCUUGGCCGCUCUCGAUGAGCCUGGUGUCGCCGGUCUUCCCAUCCCACUGCACCUCCGCAAUGCUCCCACUCGCCUGAUGAAAGAUCUCGGAUACGGAAAGGAAUACAAAUACAAUCCACAUUAUCUUGAUGGGCAGGUCGCCCAGGACUACCUUCCAGACAAACUGCUUGGCUGCCGCUUUCUCGAAGACCUCGAUCUCGGCACCCAGAUUGACCCGGAUUUGUGAGGCCUCACAAUCAGUAUCGACAUCCACAAGAGAUCCAUGGAUGAAUCCUAUCUUGCCUCAGGCUGCAAGUACCUGGUAGCUACGUCAUUGUCCGGUCAGCCAAUGAGCGUGCGGGAUACGUGCAGCUUAACCAUCUCUAGGUGCGACUAA